Molecule: messenger RNA, 294 nt
Organism: Strongyloides ratti
Lineage: Eukaryota; Metazoa; Nematoda; Chromadorea; Rhabditida; Strongyloididae
Product: Zinc finger, LIM-type domain-containing protein
Exons: 2
Coding region: 1-294 (97 amino acids)
Biological process (GO): muscle tissue development; sarcomere organization
Cellular component (GO): cytoplasm; Z disc; nucleus
Molecular function (GO): actinin binding; structural constituent of muscle
Source: RefSeq, a predicted model, not a curated record
AUGCCAUUCAAGCCAAUUGAACAUCCAAAAUGUCCAAAAUGUGGAAAAAGUGUAUAUGCUGCUGAGGAAAUGGUAGCAGGAGGAUAUAAAUGGCACAAAUUUUGUUUCAAAUGUGCUUUAUGUAAUAAAUUACUUGACUCUACAAAUUGUUGUGAGCAUGCUGCUGAAUUAUAUUGUAAACAAUGUCAUUCCCGAAAGUACGGUCCAAAAGGAGUAGGUUUUGGUAUUGGAGCAGGUGCUCUUACUAUGGAUAUGGGAGAGAGAUUUGGUAAUACUGAAGUUGAAAUGACGUAG